ACAGGUUCGAGUCGAAAUCAAAAUGGCGACAGGCUGACGAAGAGGAAACUGCAGCGUAAUAUUCAGACGUCAAAUAAUCCCAAAUACUGCAAGUCUCCAGGUAUAUCUAUAACAGAAACAGUGAUGUCUACUGUCUGAGUACUUCUGUGGCACAAGAGACAUCCAACCAACCUGCUUUAUCAGUACUUGUGAAAGAGGCCUCGAAGAGAAUAGCGUCGCCAUGUUGUACGUUUUCCUGGUCGACACCGGCAUCAUGCUGACCUUUGACAUGAGCCUGGCCCUCCAGCCAGUGAAUGUCCUUCAGCAGGAGGUGGCCAGGUCUCUGUGUGUACCUGCGGACAAGCAGGUGAUGCUGAUCAGUGGAGGCGACAUGCUGGAGAGCAAGUCUCGUGUGUGCAGCUACAGCGCAGGAACGGACACCAACCCAAUCUUCCUGUUCAGUAAGGUGACCAUCGAGUCUGCCGUGCCUCCGUCUCCUAGUGUGGACCUAGGGUCAGACUCUGACCCCAGACUACAGGUGGAAGGGUGCCUGAACAUGCCUGCUACAUACGAGACGGUGGUGGCUCGUGCACAACUGGCACUGCAAUUCCAUGACCUUGCAAAGGACACAGUAAGGUCGUGUGAACAGCUGGUCCAUGAACAGCACCUACAGCAGCAGGGCUGGGCAGCUGUCAUCGCCAAUCUCGAGGACUGCUCAAGCCAAUUCAAGAUCCGAGUAGACAGUUUUGAGGGUCUGUACAGCCAGUACCUGGUCACCAGACCAAAGUUCAUGGACAUCAUUCAAACGUUUCCCAACACGAUAAAGCUGCUAGAGAAGAUCCCCCUGCUGCCCUGUCUACAGGGAGCUCCCAUGCAGAGUAUCCAGUCCUCUGGUGGGGUGGUCACCAGUCGCGUGUUUCACCCUCAAACUCUGCUGCAGUGGAUCAACGCAAAGGACCCCAGCCAUACCCUAGAGCAGCUGAUGGAGCAGUGUGUGCGAUGUAUGGAACAGCUGGAUGAGACUGUCCUACAGGGUCUCAUGACAGAGUGCAACAAUAUUCUCAGUUCCUUAAACAACCCCCAGAUGAAGGAGAUUAAAGGCCUGGAGGACAGACUGUACGGGCUGGAACAGCUCAUGGCAGGGACCAGGAAAAUAGUGCAGGAGCAGGGAGACAUGGCACAGGCUUUUGUACAGAACCAGAGUCGGUGCAGUAACCUAGGCGACCCCUCCAUCCUGCCGGACCUGUGUGCCAGCCACCGUAAGCAGCUGCUGGUCAUGCUCAACAACCACAAACAGCUCAGGGACAUCCGACGUCGAUGUGUCAUCGCUAAGGACGAACUGUCCGCAAACCUCCACACUAGACUGAGGUGGAUCAUGUACAUAGAGAAGGCCAUCUGUGAGCUGGACAGCAAACUCACCAUCUACUACGAGAACAUCAAACGCCUGAAGAAGCGCCUGGAGAUCGUGGAGCAGGUUAGUGAGGCUCCCACCGUCUACUGCCAGGCUGUGGCAGAGACCUACAGGAGGAGGCAGUUCUCUGAACAGUUUCUACAGUGGGCAGGGAACUUGUCACAAGACUUCACACAGAUGAGGGAGGAGGAGGUCAACAGAAGAAAGGAGUUCAAAAACAUCUUCAGAAAACAUUUCUUAAAGAUGAUGUUCCCAGGAAUGGAAGAUUAUCCACCAGGAUUUGCGACAAAACCUCCCGACUCCUUUGACAAAGACCUCCCCUUCAUCACCCAAGAGGACGUGCAGAUUCUACAGGACACGGUUCCUGAACUGUCCGAGUCUCUGAGGGUACCAACUCCAGAGGAACUACAGCAAAUGUCCCAGCAUUCCUCUCGCUUCAUGCACUUCAGCCUGACCUCGCAUGACCCGACCCCACUGCGGGGUCAGAAGUCACAGGACAGCCAGGCCACGCUGGUAGGCCCCUCCAGGUCGUCCAGUGAGACCAGUGCCUGUCCACAGACCACGCCAACGUCAGAGUACAGCAGGUCUCAGAGCCAAGACACCAUUUCCAGCAAAUCCUCCAGAAACGAUGAGCUGGCCAGCGUUCCAGAGAAGGAGGAGGGGAUGACAAGUCCUCCCGCUGUUGCACAUAUGGAAUCUACACCUCAGGUAGCGGAAACUUCUCACGCCCCCCGCCCAGUGCCUCACCGCAGUGCCCCCCCCAGUAACGUGACGGUGCGCCGGAUGCAGCAGCAGCAGGAGUCCGGGUCCUACUCUCCUGACAGCAUCGACUCCCACAGCGUCGAUCUGGAGUACGGCAGCCCCACCAAGAGGCCGACAGUCGUGAGCGACAGUUUUGUGUCGGUGAACGAGAGCCCGGAUGAGUUCAUGUCUGCGACGGACGUGUGGCAGUUCCAGGAGGGGGGGUACAAGAGCCCGUCCAGCUCUGUCGGGACACCGCUCGAGUCCGUAGAGUCCUCCGUCGUGGAAACUGUGGGGAACACACUGGUGGUCAAGACAGAGGGGGCAAAGGUGAAGUCCCUUCGCAGCUGCCCAGUUGCAGCAGAGCCUCCAGGAGAUAGAGUGAAGUCCCCUUCCCAGACCCAUGCUGCCCAGCUGCAGCGGAGCCUACAGGAGCGGAAGUCGACCAUCGACGUGCUGGAGGGCCAGCUGGCGUCCGCGCGGAGAGAGCUCGCCAAGUCGGAGGAGAAGUGCAGAAAACUGCACGAGCUGCACAACAAGAUCCAGCUGCAGCUGAAGCUGGGCCUGGUGGACAUCCGGCAGCAGGUGCAGGACAACCGGAAGGAGGUGUCGUCCCACGUCGCCGCAGUUACAAAGCAGGUGUUCGAGGCAGUUGCAGGCCUGGAGAAGUCGGUCGCCAGUGAGCAGGAGUCGGCGGUCCGGGGCGCCGUCGGAAAAGCGAACGAGGAAAAGCAGGCGUUGGCCGCGGAACUCGAGGCAAAGCUCCAAUCCGAGGUAAGUAAGUGCACAAAGAUCAACCAAGAAGUCGAAGCUCUACAAAAACAACUGGAGGACAGGAAGACAGAAGAGCAAAACACGGCCCAAGAGUGGCAAAAGAAGUUAGCCGACAUGAAAGCAGAGUUCGAAACGUCGCAAAAAGCGCUUCAGGGUCGCCUCAAAGAGGAGCACAAGGCAAAAAUCAAUGACAUGAAAGAGACGCUGGCACAGAAGGAGCAGUUCGUUCUGGAGCUCCAGAGGGAAAAGGAAGUCAUGAUGGAGGACAUUGCCGAGAGGUUUAACUCGGAGAAGGGUGAAGUCGUCAUGACGUUGAGAAAAGAAUACGAGGAGGCCAAGAAACAAGCCGUGACGGAACUCCAGGAGAAGCUGAAAGUCGACCACGGGAAGGCGCUGGCUGCUCUGAAGGACGAACACGACACUCACCUGAAGUCUGCCUGCGAGACGAUACAACACGCCAUGGACCAGGAGAAGGGUCGACUGGAGAAACAGAUCAAGGAACUGGCGGACGAAGUGGAGAGCCUGAAGGCAGAGAGGGACGGGGAGAUAGAGAGAGUGAGAGAGAGUAUGUCGGAGGACAGAAAGACCGAAGUGGACAUGCUGAUCUCGCAGCUAGAGAUUCACAAGGAGAAGUGCGAAGAGGCGUUACAAGAAAUCGAAGCUAAGGAAAAGGAAAUUACAAAAAUGAAGGAGGACUUCAAGACUGAGAAAGAAGAGGCAAUCAAAGCAGCAGUAGAUUUGGAAAGAGAGAAGUCUCAAUCUGAGAUUCAGAAGCUAAAGGACAGACAGGAAGAAGAAUUAAGAGACAGGGAGAAUUUCGUACAGACCAUGAAAAAGUCUUUCGAGAUGGAAAAGAAGGAAGUGGAACAGGAGGUUUCGAUGGAAAGAUCGCGAUCACAAGAGACAGUGGAAGGGUUGAAAACUCGUCACGAACAGGAACUUAAGGAGAAACAGCACGCUAUUGCGAAGUUGGAGAAACACUUUCAGGAGCAAAAGGAGGAACUGCAGAAAUCAGUUUCCGAGGACCAGCAGAAGUUUGAAGGGGAGAUGGAAAAACUACGGGCAGAACUAGAAAGACAACUCGAAGAGAAGGACCAAGAGCUAAAAUCACUGAGAGACACACUAGAGCAAGAGAAGGCUGAACUUAUAGAAAAGGCUGUCAGCGAGGAGAAACAGAAGCGUGAAUCUAUUGUUGCAGAAUUGCAGGAUAACUUUGACAAACAGUCGAAGGAAACGGAAGAUAAACUUGCUGCUCUACAGAGCAGGCUUCGGGAAACAGAAGAAGGCGCAAAACAGACCCUCGAGGGAGAAAUUACAGCCAUCAAAGAACAGCAGGAAAAUGCCAUCACUGAGAUUAAGGCCAGUCUUACACAACAGAUUAGUAGCCAAGAAUCCGAAAUCACACAUUUGAAGCAGCAACUUGAAGACUUGAAAAAGGAGAAAGACGAUGAAGCCAAUUCCUUAGCUGGACUGAAAACUGAUCUUGAAAGACAACUUGAAGAAAAGGAAACUGUGAUCUCAAAGAUGCAAACCCAGCAGGAUAGUCUUGUGGCAGAGGCCGUUGAAACUGAGAGACAGAAGGUUACAGAAGAGAUGAACAGACUGAGAGAAGAGAAAAUGGAGGAGAGCAGAAUUUUCGAAAUGCAGAUAGAAAAGCUGAAAGAGUCGUUUGAGCUUCAGAAAGCUGCAGCGGUGAAAGAAGCACUGGGAGGAGUCAGACAGGAGACUGGUGCUGCUGGGAACACUGGGGAUGCAGUUACCAUGGUGAUGGAAGAGGAGAGGAAGAAACAUGAACAAGAGCUCGACAGUCUGAGAAAGAGUCUGGAGAGCCAGAUGUCCAGCCUGAAGGCCAGUAUGCAGGCGGAGCGGCAGGUGGCCUUUAACGAGGCAGUGAGUAAAGUGGUGGCUGAGAAGGAUGGGGAGAUAGAAGCCCUGAGGCAGAACCACCACAAACUCAUGGAGGACUGGGGCACAGAUAAGGGUGAGACGGCUUGUGUGUUACGCUUCAUUAUAUUCUGGGUACGUAUGGAAGUAUUGUUUUGGGUGGCUGAGAAGGACGGGGAGAUAGAAGCCCUGAGACAGAACCACCACAAAGUCAUGGAGGACUGGGGAACUGAUAAGGGUGAGACGGCUUGUGUGUUACGCUUCAUUAUAUUCUGGGUACGUGUGGAAGUAUUGUUUUGGGUGGCUGAGAAGGACAGGGAGAUCGAAGCCCUGAGACAGAACCACCACAAACUCAUGGAGGACUGGGGAACUGAUAAGGAGGCCCUGGAGACUGCCCAGUCAGCCAUCGCUGCUGCCGUGGACGAAAGAGAGAGGGCGCUGCGACUUGCUCAGUGGAGGGAGGAAGAACUCAGAGCACUUCAGGCAGACUUGGAUGAUGCAAACAAGAAGCUCGAGGAGAGACCGUCGGGGGUUUCUCACGAGAGAACGCCGUCCAUCGAGCAGGCCAUGGAGGCAGGGGAUGUGGAGGGAGCUACUGGCAUGACUGUCUCUACCAUGUCUGCUAUCACCACCAUCAGUGAUUCCCCAGGCUCAGAAGCUCAAGAGGACAGAAUAAGGAGUCUGGAAAUGAGUUUGAGGAAGAAAGAAGAGGAAUGUAUGACAUUAAGCCAGAGACUGAUGCAGAGAUCCAUGUCUGCCCUGGGAGGACCUACAGAGAAAGUGGCCAUCAAGGAUUUCCAGAUUGGUGACAUAGUGUUGAUCUGUCUGGAUGAGAGACAUGAUAACUACGUUGUGUUCACCGUGGGACUGGUGCUGUACUUCCUACACUCAGACUCUCUCCCUGCACUGGACCUCAAGUCAGCUCCUGGUGCCCCAAGGAAACCAUGGGUUUUGGGACAGAUCACAGACAAGGAGUACUGCCAGGCUAAGAAGCCCCAGAACAGGUUCAAGGUCCCCGUCGGCACCAAGUUCUACAGAGUCAAGGCCAUCCCGUGGGGCAGGAAGCUUUGAGGGUCAUGUGUGGCAAACUUUGUAAGAUACAUCACAUAG
Molecule: messenger RNA, 5899 nt
Organism: Branchiostoma belcheri (Belcher's lancelet)
Lineage: Eukaryota; Metazoa; Chordata; Leptocardii; Amphioxiformes; Branchiostomatidae
Product: RB1-inducible coiled-coil protein 1-like
Exons: 33
Coding region: 221-5860 (1879 amino acids)
Biological process (GO): autophagy of peroxisome; positive regulation of protein phosphorylation; glycophagy
Cellular component (GO): Atg1/ULK1 kinase complex; phagophore assembly site membrane; extrinsic component of membrane
Molecular function (GO): molecular adaptor activity; protein kinase binding
Source: RefSeq, a predicted model, not a curated record